UGAAACACUACGCAGGUCGUACACGCUUUCUAAGCUUUGCGGAGAUUUCUUUUGGUUCAUUCUGGCAUAAUUUUUGUGCUACUGGAGAUCAUGAACUAAUAUCAACCCUUGUCAUUUUUUUUAUUUUUUACAGCGCGUCCAAUACGAUGCACUCCUACGUUCGUCCCCACCAAUACGUCGCAUUGCGGCUCCCCUCCGAGUUCACGAAAAUCCAGAAGAUUGAACCCGACUCAACAGUCUUCCUCGGAAAGUUCGGAAGCUUCCCCGCGAACCAGAUCAUCGGGCGACCUUUCUACCUGACCUUCGAGAUUCUUGACAACGCAGACGAAAAAGAUGGAAGCUGUCUGCGCAUGGUCCCUGCGGCUGAACUACAUGCCGAGACAUUAAUUGCAGAUGGGGAAGGAGACGGCGACGAGGUCGACACAAACGAGGAUGGGACGCCGAUGCGCACCAACCGCGAAACGAUCGACGACGCGUCGACUCAAAAGUUGACGUGGCAGGAGAUCGAGGAACUGAAAAAGGAAUCUGGCGGGGCGGGCAGGGAGAUUAUCUCAAAGAUCUUGGAGUCUCAUUCGGCCUUGGACCAGAAGACGACUUUCUCCCUCGCCAAGUAUAUGCUGCGGAAGCGCAGAAAGUACAUGCAGCGAUUUACAGUUCUUCCGUUGGACGUGGGCAUACUUACGAAUCACAUGAUGGAGGAUCAAGGCGCAGCGAAGAUUAUGGAAAUGCGCGACGAGAUGAUUGGGCUCCUGGGUUGCUGGGGAAAUGUGCACCACGGUGGUAGCGCUUCGCUUGAUGAGACUCUCGCGGCGAAGCCUAACGGUCGCUAUCUCGUUGUCGAUGACACAGGAGGGUUGGUGGUUGCGGCGAUGGCUGAGAGGAUGGGAAUUCUGUACCCACAUGAUGGCGACGACUAUGAGGAGCAAACGUCGUCUGACGAGCCCAAGAAGAGUGAACCAGAGCAGGCGCAGGAUGAUGAGCAACAGCCGACGGAUUCCUCCUCGCGCCGUCCAGCCCGUCCAGCCCAUAUGUCCGCAUCAGGGAAUAGCAUUACAUUCGUUCAUCCAAACAAGCAAGCCAACUUAUCCCUCCUGAAAUACUUCGGCUAUAACCAAGAUAACCCCGACGAGACACAUCCUCUCCACACACAUCUAAAGACCGUUUCAUGGUUGCAACUCCUGGACCCUAACUCCGACCCUAUCUACGCCCAAGAACCAGAGGUGAUCCCGGACUCUGAGCUAUACUCCAUGAAAUCCAACAAGCGGGGCGCUUAUCAUAGGAAGCGAAACAGGUGGGCGCGCGUUCAGAGCGUCGUCAACGAGGCCCGGGCGGGAGAAUUCGACGGUCUUAUCGUUGCAACCCUCAUGGAUCCUCUAAGCGUCCUGAAGCACGCAGUCCCGUUAUUAGCAGGCUCAGCCCACGUCGCAGUCUACUCCCCAUCAAUCGAACCCCUCACCGAACUAAUGGACCUUUAUUCGACACCGAGAAAAUCAGCAUUCAUAAGCCGAAGGCAACAACUCAAAGAACGGAUGUUACAACAGUCAAGAGAACAAACCGAACCGCAAGAUUCUCAGCUCUCGGAAUUAAUGGAUGAGUUCCACCUUGAUCCCACCCUCUUGCUGGCACCUUCACUUCAGACCUCCCGAGUACGUCCCUGGCAGGUACUCCCCGGACGCACGCAUCCUCUCAUGUCUAUGCGCGGUGGCGCUGAGGGUUAUAUAUUCCAUGCUAUUCGAGUUAUUCCUACCCAACAGACAAUCCAGGCUGCAGGCAACCCAGGCCGGAAAAAGAGAAAGGUCGUGGCGCAGGAGGCGCCUACGCCCACGGCCGACAGCGGCAGUGGUCUAGAUGUUGAGAUGAAGUCAUGAUUUUAUUCAUUAGGUCACGAGGGCCUUCUGGCUCUCGUGGAUUAACCUUGCAUUAUUACCGUGUAAAC
Messenger RNA from Aspergillus alliaceus, 1936 nucleotides. RefSeq names its product tRNA 1-methyladenosine methyltransferase subunit GCD10 (gene trm6). Gene Ontology annotation, biological process: tRNA methylation. The transcript has 2 exons. Bases 147 to 1868 code for a protein of 573 amino acids. Gene Ontology annotation, cellular component: nucleus; tRNA (m1A) methyltransferase complex. NCBI's taxonomy places the organism in Eukaryota, Fungi, Ascomycota, Eurotiomycetes, Eurotiales, Aspergillaceae. The record is from RefSeq and is a predicted model, not a curated record.